AGGAAAAAUCGCAAAUCAAUUAUCUUGUGUUUAUUUUGUAGGCAUGGAAGAAUUUAUUGCCCAACAAUUUCUGGAAGUACAGAACAAGUCAGCAAUAAAUAAUGUCUUCAUUGUUGGGUUGAGGAUCCACCAAAGCUUCAGACUUGUCUUUUUCAGCCUGUUCACGGUCACCUAUGCUGUGACAUUGACUUGCAACCUCUUGAUCAUCUUGUUGGUGUUUUUCUCUAAACUUUCUGGUUCUCCUAUGUAUGUGCUCCUCUCCAACCUCUCACUGUCGGAGAUCUUGCUCACCACCAACAUUGUGCCCCCCAUGCUCCAUAUCUUACUUAGAAACGGCACUUAUUUUUCUCUUAUUGGCUGUCUCACACAGUUUUUCUUAUUUGGUGUGUUUCUCGUUACGGAAUGUUUCCUCCUCUCAGCAAUGUCUUAUGAUAGAUAUCUGGCCAUCUGCAAACCUCUUCAUUACGCAAUGAUUAUGGGUCCCGGGUUGUGUAUUUGCCUGACCCUUGCCUGCUGGGCCAUGUCAACUCUACUCAUGUCCAUUGCUUUAAGUUUUGUGGCAACUUUGGAUUUUUGUAAAAACAAUAUUAUUGACCAUUUCUAUUGUGACGUUAUUCCAAUAUUGCAGCUGUCUUGUUCUGACACUUCCACCGUUGAAAUGGUUGUGUCUUACCUUUCAUCUGCAGCCACUAUGUUCCCUCUCCUUGUGAUCAUAUCUACUUAUGGGUUUAUCAUCCGAGCCAUCGCUAGAAUCUCAUCAUCCAAGGGAAAGAAGAAAGCCUUCUCCACCUGCAGCUCCCACCUGGGAGUUGUCUCUACAUAUUAUACCACCAUGAUUUUGGUCUAUGUGGUUCCAUCCGGUCAUUCUGUGAUAAUGAACAAAGUCCUAUCACUGCUCUACACGGUGGUCACCCCACUAAUGAACCCUUUUAUUUACACCCUGAGAAACCAAGAGAUCAAUGCAGCUAUAAGACAAACCUUGUCAUCCAUAACCAGAUCCUGAACAAUUGUUAGUCCAUUUAAAGGUAAAUUGGACAGAGUAUCCAAACCUCAUUUAACCCCUUCAUGUCGACUGUACGCAAAUAUGUGUCCCUGCUGGACUGGGCUUUUCCCCAUGUCU
Molecule: messenger RNA, 1120 nt
Organism: Rana temporaria (common frog)
Lineage: Eukaryota; Metazoa; Chordata; Amphibia; Anura; Ranidae
Product: olfactory receptor 1496-like
Exons: 1
Coding region: 44-1003 (319 amino acids)
Biological process (GO): G protein-coupled receptor signaling pathway
Cellular component (GO): membrane
Molecular function (GO): olfactory receptor activity; G protein-coupled receptor activity
Source: RefSeq, a predicted model, not a curated record